AUGCUCACCGGCGGCUUCCAGUGGUCGGAGCCGUCGGACCGCGUCUUCAAGCGGACGUGCUUCACCCUGACGCUGUCCAAUGGGCGGGAAUUACGUUAUAUCGAUGACAGGCAGAUGGGCCGCGUCUACUACGUAUCGCCCGACCAACUUGGAGAGAUUCCACAGUAUGCCGAGACAUGGGGCCGGACGCGCUCGACGAGCCCUUCCUGGCGAGUUCAAGGAGCGGCUCCGUCCGUUUCGCGGGGAGAUCAAGGGCAUCAUCACGAGAGGAAGGGUUAUCUCAGCAUAGGCAAUGCGUACGUGGACGAGAUCCUAUGGGACGCCGAGAUCUACCCGUUCCGCAAGAAGCGGGACCUGAGCGACGACGACCUUCAACGGAUUCUCGACUCGUCGGCGCGAGUGAUACGCGAGGCAGUUGGGCAGGUCAGAGAGGCAAUGGGCGAGGACAUUCAUCGCAAGAGACGCGACUUCCUGAAGUGCAAACAUGGCGGCAUCACGGUCAGUUGGUCUUGCGCUCCGAGUGAGAAGAACGUGAAGCACCCCUGGGUAAACAUACUGAUUCUGGCCUUCGUGACCGUCGAGUUCAUCAGCGGGUUCUGGGGACUCGUCUCCGGCUCGCGCGACGAGGCGGUCUUCAUCAUCAUCCACCGGAUCGCCGGGUACGGGCUGGUCGUCCUCAUGGUGUGGAAGGUCGCCAUCAUCCUGUUCGCGCUCCGCAAUCGGAAACGCGGUCGGAUGGAGCGCACGCAUCUCUCGUGCUCUUCGGCCUGCUGA
Messenger RNA from Geodia barretti, 774 nucleotides. Lineage: Eukaryota; Metazoa; Porifera; Demospongiae; Tetractinellida; Geodiidae. The record is from the annotation of a GenBank genome assembly.